AGUAUUGUGAGGUUGAAAAAGCGGCUCUUGGAUGGCCAGCCCGAAACACAGGAUGGAGACAAGAUCAUACUAUCAUUUGACAAGGACGAUGUUGAUACACUGGACUUUGUGGCUUCAAGUUCUAACUUACGUGCAGCGAUCUUUGGAUUGGAAGCCAAAUCCAAAUUUGACAUCAAGCGUAUGUUAUGGCUCCCUCCUGAUGCUCAGUUUCAUUCAAUACUAACCAACUCUAGAAAUGGCGGGCAACAUCAUUCCUGCUAUUGCAACUACCAAUGCAAUGACAGCUGCGUUGUGUGUUUUACAGGCAUUCAAAGUUCUAAAGAAUGAUUACGAUAGUGCAAAGAUGGUAUUCCUUGAACGAUCUGGUGCUCGAGCUAUUAAUACUGACAGCCUCAAGCCACCAAACCCCGACUGUGCUGUCUGUGCUGUAGCUCAGAGAAAGAUCUUCAUUAACCCAGAGAGUGCAACCCUCAAUGAUCUGGUGGAAAAAGUUCUUCGGCUCGAGCUAGGCUAUGGCGAGGAAUUUUCAGUCAGCAACCAAAUAGGGACCAUCUACGAUCCAGACCUGGAAGAUAAUCUGCCCAAAAAACUAAGCGAACUUGGCGUUGAGAAGGACAGCUUCAUUACCGUUGUGGAUGAAGAGGAUGACAACCCUCGGGUUAACCUUGAAAUCCUCGUUUCCGAACGGUCAGUUGACCAAAAUAACACAUUGCGGUACCAGCAACUAACAUUCACUAGAACUGAUGAUAAAUCUCCCAUUUCCCUUGAGGCGUCUGACGCUGAUAUCCCGCGGAAACCGAAGCCGGCCGGGGAACAACAGCCUCCUGUUAACGCCCAGGAGAAUGGCAUCUCAGGCAAACUCAAGCGAACUGCAGACGAGGCAGGGCUUGAAGUUGUUGAAGCUCAGCCCUCAAAGAAGAUAGCUAAUGGGACAGAAGACUGCAACAACACUCCCACAAACCCUAUUAUUGUCGAGGACGACACAGGCACUAUCCUUAUAGACGCUGAUUAAUUGAUCGAUUGGACCGGACCCAGAACAAAAAUUAGAGAAGGGAACACUAAUAUAUCUAGGUGGUGGUGGUUUUGUUCCUCUUUCUUUUUUGUCUUAUUUUUUUGCUUUCAUUAUUAAAUAUUUUACCUAACUGGAUGUCUGCCCCUUCGUGCCG
Trichophyton rubrum CBS 118892 is the source of this 1166-nucleotide messenger RNA. RefSeq lists its product as uncharacterized. Lineage: Eukaryota; Fungi; Ascomycota; Eurotiomycetes; Onygenales; Arthrodermataceae. The record is from RefSeq and is a predicted model, not a curated record. The coding region runs from base 236 to 1012 and encodes 258 amino acids. Gene Ontology annotation, molecular function: ubiquitin-like modifier activating enzyme activity. The transcript is spliced from 2 exons.